Messenger RNA from Entelurus aequoreus (snake pipefish), 3544 nucleotides. RefSeq names its product zinc finger and BTB domain-containing protein 24-like. Gene Ontology annotation, cellular component: nucleus. Bases 105 to 1916 code for a protein of 603 amino acids. The record is from RefSeq and is a predicted model, not a curated record. Gene Ontology annotation, molecular function: DNA-binding transcription factor activity, RNA polymerase II-specific; protein binding; RNA polymerase II cis-regulatory region sequence-specific DNA binding. The transcript is spliced from 8 exons. Gene Ontology annotation, biological process: regulation of transcription by RNA polymerase II. Lineage: Eukaryota; Metazoa; Chordata; Actinopteri; Syngnathiformes; Syngnathidae.
UUGCGUCUGUUUACUUCUUGCUCGACAGCGUCUGCGCACGUCUCGUCACUUCUCGCGAGAACACGACCGAACCGGGAAAGGUCCUAACAGCUCGCUACUGCUCGAUGAAGCAAACGUUUGCCUGUCUUGUGGGCAUUUCACGGCUUUACUCCAAUCCUUCCGGGAGGAAGAUGACUCUGACGGCCACGUCUUCCUCGCACAAGACCAGCAUCUUGAGUAAAUUGGACCGUCUCAGGAAGCGCGACGUCCUGUGCGACAUCACACUGAUGGUGGAGGACGAGCACUUCCGGGCGCACAAGGCCCUGCUGGCGGCGAGCAGCGACUACUUCUCACAGCUCUUUACCAACCAGGACCAUGGAGGCGGUGGCGGCGCCACCUGCCGGCUUGACGGCGUGGCGGCCAGCAUGUGCGGCGCCGUGCUGGACUUCAUCUACAGCGCUCAGGUGUGCGUGGAGAAAGGCGGCACCCGGCAGCUGCUGGCCGCCGCUCGUCUGCUGCAGGUGGGCGACCUCGUCGAGGCCCUGCUGCCCGGACUCGGCGAGGGGGCGGAGCCAGAGCCGACCGCGCCGCCGAGGACCAAAAGGGCGCGGCCAAAGACGACGGUGGCGACGAGUAAGUCGGGAGAGGAAGACGACCGCGCCGAAGGAGCGUCGGAACGCGAAGAUCGGUCGAGUCGACGCAGGCGGCGCAAGAUCACCCCGCCGAUGAAGUACAGCGUCUUCAAGGUGGGCGCCGACGCUUCGGGAGGGGGAGAGUUGGGGAGGAGAGGAAGGAGGAGGAAGUACCCCGACACGGAGGCCAGGUGUGACGACUGCGGCAAAGUCUUCAAGAACCAUCUUUUCCUGAAGAUACACCAGCGCACUCACACAGGUGAGAAACCCUUCGUGUGCCAGGUGUGCGGGGCGGCGUUCACCCAGAAGCACACGCUGCUGGUCCACCUGCACAAGCACACCGGAGAGACGCCGUUUGUGUGCAGCGUGUGCUCCAAAGCCCUCGCCACCAAACACAGCCUGCAGGAGCACAUGAACCUCCACCAAGAAAACAAAUCCUUCUGCUGUGACAAGUGCGGGAAAAGCUUCACUCAGCAGAGGCAGCUAAAAAGUCACUACAGAGUCCACACGGGCAAGUCCCUUUCAGAGUGUGCUCAGUGCCACCGCAAGUUUUUGGACACGGCUCAGCUCAAAAAGCACCUGCGCACUCACACAGGUGAGAAGCCUUUCACCUGCGAGAUCUGCGGCAAGUGUUUUUCUGUCAAGAGCACUUUGCAGACGCACAUCAGAAUCCACAGAGGCGAAAAGCCGUACAGCUGCAGCGUGUGCGACAAGACCUUCUCGGACGCCAGCGCCAGGCGCCGCCACGUGGCCUCCCACUCGGGGAAGAAGCCCUUCACCUGCUCGGAGUGCGGCCUCUCCUUCACACGUCUGGACAACCUGAAAACGCACGUCAACUCGCACGACAAGGAGAGGCGGGAGGCCUCGCCGCGAGGAGACGGCCCGCAGGUCCAGAAGUACCAUCUCACGCCGGGCUCGGGGCAGGAGAUCCAGCUGAUGGCGACGGAGGACAACGCCGACUUUGCCCACAGCAUCAUCACCUCCGAGGAGUCGUCGGCCCAGUCGGGGAACAGGACGAGCGCGCAGGUGGGUCCUUCGGCGCACGUCAUCACGCUGAGCAAAGAGGCCAUGGAGCACCUGCGGACGCCGCACCUGCUACGCCUGGCGCAAGGACCGGUCCGGCAGCAGCAGGGGGCGCCGCCGCCGCACGCUCAGGCCAUCCACGUCAGCAACCAGGCCGGCCAGCCUAUCUCUAUCAGCCAGACCAGCGAGCACAUCCCCAGCCACAACAUCCACGGACACACCUUCCAGAUACAAGCCGGGACCGUCUCCUGCCUCUACACCCCCGCCAGACCGCUUAGCUGACACUAGCGACACCACCCUCACCUGGCAGCUCCAACACCUGAUUUUGGCGCUCUACCUUCCACAUUUUUCAUCCGAUUCAAAGCGUUCCAACUUCCAACUGUUCAGCCUCUUCGGGGAAUGGCGGGCUUUCCCUUGACAAAUUCCAAAAAUUCCCAGAUUUCCCAGAAUUUCAGGUUUCCCCGGACAUUUUUCCCAUUCAAAAUGAAUUGGCCGUUUUUCAAAGUUCCACCAUUUCCACAUUUUUCACCCGAUUCAAAGCGUUCCAACUUCAAACUGUUCAGCCUCUUCGGGGAAUUGCGGGAUUUCCCUUGACAAAUUCCAAAAACUCCCAGAUUUUCCAGAAUUCCAGGUUUUCCCGGACAUUUUUCCCAUUCAAAAUGAAUUGGCCGUUUUUCAAAGUUCCGCCAUUUCCACAUUUUUCAACCUAUUCAAACCAUUCCACCUUCAACACAUUCCACCAUUCUGGAAAUUCAAACUUCCCCUUUUCCAAGUUCAAAAAAAUUCCAGGAUUUUCCAGAAUUCCUGCUUUUCCAAAGCCCUAUUUCCACCCUUUUUUCUGGUGACUACUCCUUCCACAUUUUUCAACCCACUUCAAGCGUUCCACCAUCAAAACAUUCCUCUUAAUCAGGACAAAAAACUAAGUUGUAUUUUGAACUGGAAAAAUUCCCGGUUUUUCUUGAAAUUCCAGGAAUUCCGUAAUGCCAAAUCUCAAUUCAACAUGUUACUACUUCAACAUUUCUCCACCGAUUUGAAAAAUGUCAACACCAACCAUUUCAACUCAUUCAGACCAUUCAAGUUGUUUACCAUUUUCCAAAAAAAUUCCUGCUUUUCCAGAAAUUCCCAUUUUUUUCCAAGGAUAUUCUUCAAAGUUCCACAACUUCCACAUUUUUCAUCUGAUUCAAACUGUUGUAACUCCAAAAUAUUCAGCCUGUUCAGGAAUUGUGUUGCUGUACUUCAACAAUUCUAAAAGAAAUUCCCGGAUUUUCCAUAAUUCCUUUUUUUUUUUUGGCAUUUUCCCCAUUCAAAAUGAAUUGGCCAUUUUUCAAACUUCCACAAUUCCCCCAUUCUUCAAACUAUUCCACCUUCAACACAUUCCACCAUUCUGGGAAUUCAAACUACCAUUUUUCCAAGUUAAAAAAAAUUCCCGAAAUUCCCUAAUACCAUUUACUACUUCAACAUUUCUUGCCCGAUUUAAACAAUUCAAACACCAACCAAUUCAGCUCAUUCAGGACAUUCAUGCUCAUAAUCAUUUUCAAAAAAUCCUGCUUUCCCCCAAAUUUCCAGGAAGUUCCCAUUGAAAUGAAUGGGACAUUUUUCUAAGUUGCACAAAGUGGUGACCCUCGCCCCGUCCUUGUUUGUGAACGACUGAGCAUUUCAUGGAAGCUGCUUUUAUACCCAAUCAUGGCACCCACCUGUUCCCAAUUAGCCUCUUCACCUGUGGGAUGUUCCAAAUAAGACUUUGAUGAGCAUUCCUCAACUUUAUCACUCUUUUUUGCCACUUGUGCCAGCUUUUUUCAAACAUGUCGCAGGCAUCAAAUUCCAAAUGAGCUAAUAUUUGCAAAAAAUAACCAGUUGGAACGUUGAAUAUCUUGUCUUUGCGGUCUAUUCAAUUGAAUAUAAGUUGAAAA